UACCUCUCAUCACGUUAUUCCGUGUUGUUCCCGUCGUUGCUUUUUAUUCCACUCUUUUCUUUUUUCCUAUUGUAAUAACAUCCAUCCACCAUCCACCAGCUUGAAAUCACCCCAUCUGCAAGCUUGAUACUCUCCAUCUUGCUUUUAGCUCAGAUCAAGAUGCUGUCUCACUCCUCCACAGUUGUUUUCGAACACAUCAUUUAAUUCCCCGUCAGAGAGUAUUUGUCCUUUUGAGGUUCUUAGCAGCAUGAAAAAGGGAUUCUAUUACAGGCAUCGCUAAAUAACAGCUGACAGUAACUUUGACACCACGGCAUAUCUCUCUCGUUAUCAGGCCGUUCUGGGCUAUCGAUGAUCUCGUCAAGAUGACAGACCACGGUGGAGAUGCCCCAACUACCUCUCCGCCAAUAUACCAACUUCCGGAAUGGGAGACGAUAACCCAUCCCCCCAAGCCUCGUCAGUCGUUGUUAGGCCGUAUUCUUCCUUCGAGAGGUGAUAUUCUAGACGAACCAUCAUCUGCUUCAGCGCCACGGCCCACAACCGCCGAUCUUGAGCAUGCCAAAGAAGAGUCUGGUCGAGCGUCUACGCUCCCAGUACAUACUUCAUCCACCGUCGGGGAUACUACUUCAAGACCCAAACUCGCUUUUUCGUUGCGCAGACGUUUAGAUUCAGUGCUUCCUCCACAUCGAACUUACUUCGGACGUUCGCGACGCUUUCUGCUUCUUUGCGUACUCCUACCUCUAGCUAUCUUUCUCUUUGUUCUUACCCCGCUAGCCAUCGGCCUGGGCGUUGGCCUGUCGCGCCGCUCGUCUAAGACCCAAAACUUACCUCUUCCAAACAACAAGAGUGUAUUUACUGGGGACUUGACGUACUACGAACCUGCCCUAGGUGCUUGUGGCGUACAGUCAUACAGCGGUGAGAAUAUCGUGUCCGUAUCUCACACUAUCUUCGAUGCCGCGAGUCAGGGGUCUGAUCCGAAUGCGAAUCCGCUUUGCGGGAUGAAAAUUAGAGUCACGAGGAAUUUCGUCGAAGCCGGUAUAGGGAACCGGAGCGUGGAUGUCACUGUGGUGGAUCGAUGUGUCGGCUGUGCGGCUACAGAUCUAGAUCUAAGUCCCGCCGUGUUCGAGCAACUGGCACCCCUAGGUGCUGGGAGGGUGGUUGGUAGUUGGGCGUGGGUGAGCUAAAGUGCAUGCAUGUAUGAGAUCUGAUUACGAGAGAUGACGGGCAUAAUCUCUUCUGUUCUGAGGGCGUUACGUGUAAAGGAGUUCGGCUACGGGUGGCAUAUUAUACCCUUUCCGCCUGGCAUAAUUUCGGCAGAUGUCAGGAGUGUACGAGUGAUCAAGGUACAAUUUAAAUUAAGUUGAGAACAAAUGAAAAACGUAUACCUUUAAUGAUAAUUCGCCAGAGUACCUACCUAGGUUAAGUAGGUAUCCAA
Messenger RNA from Daldinia caldariorum, 1432 nucleotides. Its product is annotated as RlpA-like double-psi beta-barrel-protein domain-containing protein-containing protein. The record is from RefSeq and is a predicted model, not a curated record. The transcript has a single exon. NCBI's taxonomy places the organism in Eukaryota, Fungi, Ascomycota, Sordariomycetes, Xylariales, Hypoxylaceae. Bases 363 to 1181 code for a protein of 272 amino acids.